AUGUCAGUCUUUUUUAACAGGGUAAGAAGCCAAUUGUCCCGAAUUCCAAUCCGGCUUUCGUCUUCUACCUCAAAUUCCUCCUAUUUUCGCAUGUCGCAGGAUCUCGCUCUCGGAGCCAACAACUACGAGCUACAUUUCGGCCGGGAGGUCGUCAAUCGGGUCUCAUUUUUAAGAGAGGAUCCCGAUUUCGUCACCAACGCCGCCAAACACUUGUCCACCCGCUUUAUAUUUUACGAAAACGGCAAUCCCCUUGUAAAUAAGAAAACCAUCGGCACCAAUUUGGUCAUCCUCACGAACGGCGAUAACCAGCUACAGACGGUGGAGGGCAAGGAUGUUGCUGGUACGGCGAAAGGGUUGCUCAAUUGCCCCGAAUGGUCCAAAAUCCUAGACGUUUGGACCGAGGACAACAAGAACCAGUCUCCGGAAAGUCGCGAUGACAACAAGCCUUCGUUUCUCUUUUUGGGUAUUAAGGAUGAGAGUGUUGGCGUUGACUUUCGUGCGCUUAAGCUGUAUGACGAGGAGACAUACUUAGAUCACCAGGGUCGGUAUUUUGGCCUUCCAUAUUUUGCAGUAGAUGUAACCAACUCUCCAGAUGUUUCGGCGCUCAUUAAAAAGCAUGUUCUCGCCAACUUGUCUGAUGCUCAGGAGGAAGACAUUAUCUUCAGCCACUCGUGGAAGCACGCCAUGGGCUUGAACCACGACGAGUCUGCACUUUUCAGCCACGGGAAAAUGUAUUUCGACUGGCUAGGUAGAAAUAAAUUCUGUCCUGGUUGUGGCUCGAAAGUUAUUGCCAUCCACGCCGGUGGAAAAUUAAGAUGCACAAAUGAAGCCACUGAAGCCAAUGAAGAUUCAACAAAAUAUGUUUGUCCGGUGCGCAAUGCUACUGUCUCCAAUGUCUCGUUUCCACGUACCGACGCUGUGGUGAUUACUGCUAUCACCAACCGGGAGCGCACAAAGACCUUACUCUCAAUGGGCAAAAGACAUAUCCACAAGAAAAUGUACUCUUGUACUGCUGGGUUUAUGGAGCCCUCUGAGACUGUCGAAGUUGCAACCAAGCGGGAGAUCUGGGAAGAAACAGGAGUGGCAUGCUCUGACAUUCAAAUCCUCAUGACGCAACCUUGGCCAUUCCCAGGAAAUCUAAUGAUUGGAUGCAUAGCCACAGUGGAUUUCAAUGGCGAGAACGAGGUGAUAAAUCUAGGUCAUGAUCGUGAGCUUGCGGAUGCUCGUUGGUUUGACAUCUCGGAUGUGCGUGACCACCUUAAUGGUAACACCAACAAUGCUCUUGAUGCCGAGGACAUACAGCUUCCAUCUCUGGUAUCUAUUGCACACGCCUUGAUUAGAUGGCUUGUCGAAAAAACCGACACGAAACUCUAG
This is a messenger RNA of Australozyma saopauloensis, 1374 nucleotides long. Its product is annotated as NAD(+) diphosphatase. Gene Ontology annotation, molecular function: NADH pyrophosphatase activity. The coding region runs from base 1 to 1374 and encodes 457 amino acids. The record is from RefSeq and is a predicted model, not a curated record. Gene Ontology annotation, cellular component: peroxisome; cytosol. NCBI's taxonomy places the organism in Eukaryota, Fungi, Ascomycota, Pichiomycetes, Serinales, Metschnikowiaceae. The transcript has a single exon. Gene Ontology annotation, biological process: NADP+ catabolic process; NAD+ catabolic process.